Messenger RNA from Globicephala melas (long-finned pilot whale), 5177 nucleotides. RefSeq names its product ribosomal modification protein rimK like family member A (gene RIMKLA). Gene Ontology annotation, molecular function: metal ion binding; ATP binding; N-acetyl-L-aspartate-L-glutamate ligase activity. NCBI's taxonomy places the organism in Eukaryota, Metazoa, Chordata, Mammalia, Artiodactyla, Delphinidae. Gene Ontology annotation, cellular component: cytoplasm. The record is from RefSeq and is a predicted model, not a curated record. Gene Ontology annotation, biological process: protein modification process.
CGCCACCCAGAGCGAGCGGCCCGGGUCGCCGAGGGGGCCCGCUCCCCGCCGGGCGCCGCCGCCCUGGCCGCCAUGUGCUCCCAGCUCUGGUUCCUGACUGACCGGCGCAUCCGCGAGGACUACCCUCAGGUGCAGAUCUUGCGCGCCCUGAGGCAGCGCUGCUCCGAGCAGGACGUGCGCUUCCGGGCGGUGCUCAUGGACCAGAUCGCCGUCACCAUCGUCGGCGGCAACCUCGGCCUGCGGCUGAACCAGAAGGUGCUCACCACUUUCCCAGACGUGGUGCUCGUCCGGGUGCCCACACCCUCAGUGCAGUCGGACAGUGACAUCACCGUCCUACGACACCUGGAGAAGUUGGGCUGCCGCUUAGUCAACCGCCCACAGAGCAUUCUAAACUGCAUCAACAAAUUCUGGACAUUCCAGGAGCUGGCUGGACAUGGGGUCCCCAUGCCGGACACCUUCUCCUAUGGUGGGCACGAAGACUUCUCAAAAAUGAUCGAUGAAGCCGAGCCGCUGGGCUACCCAGUCGUGGUGAAGAGCACGCGCGGACACCGGGGAAAAGCUGUUUUUCUCGCAAGAGAUAAACACCACCUCUCAGAUAUCUGCCAUGUGAUCCGCCACGAUGUGCCCUACCUGUUCCAGAAGUACGUGAAGGAGUCCCACGGAAAGGAUAUCCGGGUGGUGGUAGUAGGUGGCCAGGUGAUAGGCUCUAUGCUUCGCUGCUCCACAGACGGACGGAUGCAGAGCAACUGCUCUCUCGGUGGCGUGGGCGUCAUGUGCCCACUGACAGAACAAGGCAAGCAGCUGGCUAUCCAGGUGUCCAACAUCCUGGGCAUGGACUUCUGUGGCAUCGACCUCCUCAUCAUGGACGAUGGCUCCUUUAUGGUGUGCGAAGCAAACGCCAACGUGGGUUUCCUAGCCUUCGACCAGGCCUGCAACUUAGAUGUGGGCGGGGUCAUUGCAGACUACACCAUGUCCUUGCUGCCCAGCAGGCAGACCGGGAAGAUGGCUGUCCUCCCGGGACUGUCUAGUCCCAGGGAGAAGAAAGAGCCAGACAGCUGUGCUUCAGCUCAGGGAGUCACAGAGAGCGUCUACGCCAUCAACAGCGGGUCUACCUCUAGCGAGAGCGAGCCUGAACUGGGAGAGACCCGGGGGUCCUCAGCAAGCACAGCGGGGGCCCCGGCCCCCAUGCUGCCCGACCCUGGCUACAACAUUAACGCCAGGAUUGCUUCAGAAUUAAAACUUCAGUGAGUUCCUGCUUUUUGGCAGCAUUGAAACCAAAUCCUACUGCUUCCCUAGUAGUUUUGAGCGAAUAAAAUCUGGACUAGUAUGAUUUCAUUUGCACAGAAACUAGAAAUCCCAUCUGGGCACUCAGCAUUCUUUCUAACGAUGAUGGAAGCAAAUGGCCUAGCUUUGUGGUUUUUAUAAACACUAAUAUAAAAACCCUCACGGAGAACAACAUCCCGACUGAUGGAUUUGAUACCGAUGUCUGCUACAAGCAAUUGGAUGUUACGGCUGACUCUGUGCUGUGCUUCUGGCUUUUAGCAGUGGAGCCCAUUAACUCAACGGCUCCUGGAAAUACUGUACAAAAGAGCAACCACCGGACAGAGGCACGUGCAGAAGAGGUGGAAUGUGACUGCAGUUGUGUGCUCUUCAUUAAGUGUGUGUGUGUGUGUGUGUGUGUGUGUGUGUGAGAGAGAGAGAGAGAGAGAGAGAGAGAGAGAGAGAGAUGCUCGGAGUAUACACAGUCCCAGUGCUAUUAGCGAAUCAGUCUCUGCUCCCCAUCAAUCACCAUCUUGACCAUAUUUCUCUGACACUCAGGAUAUGGUGUUUUAAAGGGAGCUUCCUCCUUAGCAUCUUCAAUGAAGCACUUUGUAGAAAGUGAAAUUGAGCGUCCUUUGACUUCACUCGUUGGCAAACAUCCUGCUCUGUAACUGGGGCUUUCUACAGAUUGCUUUGCCACUCCAAAUAUAUAGAUCCUGCUUCAACUAGCGCCAGCCCCAGCAGCCUCUUGCACCUUUGCUGCCUUUGGCCUCAGCUGGAAAUGCACUUCAGUGACCUAGUGGCCACACACUUUCUUCCUUAAGCAUGCACUAGAACACCAUGGACUUCUUUUCAAUAGACUGUUCACUUGACAUUAGAAGCGAGUGGGUUUUUAAUCCUAGAAAGCUACUGGAAGAUAAUCAUUUCCCCCUCUCUUCCACUGAAACUUUACGUAAUUAGCUAUAGGAGAUUUUCUUGUAUGAGUCGGUGUUGUGAGCCUGUUGGGUAGCUAGAGCCAUUGGAAACACUCCAAUCCCCUUGACAUACUAGUCUUACCCAGGUUCCAGAGACCUGUCCUUACCCACUUUUCCACACUGGGGAGACUCAGGUAUCAGGAAUAACUCAUUGCACAUUUGGUGGGGGGGAUGGGGGGUGGGGGGAGUGGAUAAUGUAGACAUGACACCAAGUGCUUUUCAUUUUAACUCUUCCAGCAGUAGAUGAUGAGACUGCCCUUGGGAGAAGUCACGGACAUGGAGUGUUUCAUUUCUGCUUCUGUGAAGUAUGACAAAAAUGAGCAAGGCUACCUUUUUAACCAAAUACACUAGAACAUAUGCACUCAAGAGUCAACAUGGGCUUCCCUGGUGGCACAGUGGUUGAGAGUCCGCCUGCCGAUGCGGGGGACACGGGUUUGUGCCCCGGUCUGGGAAGAUCCCACAUGCCACGGAGCGGCUGGGCCCGUGAGCCAUGGACGCUGAGCCUGCACGUCCGGAGCCUGUGCUCCGCAACGGGAGAGGCUACAGCAGUGAGAGGCCCGCGUACCGCAAAAAAAAAAAAAAAAAAAAAAGAGUCACCAUGAUUGUACUUAUUUCCCUGGGAGACCUUACUCUUGAGCUGUGAUGUUGCAUGUACCAAGAGCACUAAACUUCCUCUUUGGAGUUACCUUUGAAGCCAUGCAAGAAAAGAGGCCUCAUAACCUUAUAGUCAGACCUCGUUUUUUUACACCACCCUUCCCCAGAGUUCAUCCCGAGCUCCAUCACCCAUUUUAUUGAUCAGACUUAUCUUCUAAUGCUCCUUGGCUGUUAAAAAAUAUCAUUCCUCAAAAGAAUAAAUCUACCCUUAAAAGACAAAGACUUAUCAAUGUUAAGGAUGCUUACAAGUGGACAGUUUCCAAGGAAGGUUCUAGAAAUGUUAUGCGUAAGGUCAGCUUCCCUGGACUAAAAAUACAUCUUCCCAACGUGACCAGUUUGAAGGCAACACCACCCAUUCGGGUGUACGAAUUCCUGUACUUAUUCUGCUGUAAAUGUAAAAUGUGUAUAAAGUCAAACUAUUACAUUUUUUCCACAACACAUUUAAAUAGAAAUUGGCUUUGAAAAUACUGUGGCUAAAAUCAGAUCUCACCAAGUAACUGAAACUGAAAAAUGUUUGGCACCAUGCAAUGGAGAUGUUGCACUACACAGUAGUAGUUUAAAUACAGUCAACGUAGGGUGCAUGCCACUGAACUGUAAUUCCAGUCAUGUGUCUGUACAGUUGAAAAACGAUAAUCCUUCACUUUUAUAUAGGUUAAGACAUGUACCUUAUCUUUACCACUCAGGGUGGGUUUAGAAGGAUGGUCCUAGGUCUGUUCUCGUUGGAUUUGGCCAGAUGCUUUCUACGUAAACCUCUGAACCAAGUGAUGACUUUCUGGAAGCUGCAUUCACUCCUUCCCACAGUUUAGUGUAAGCCCAGUCUCUCCACUUUACCUAAAUAGAUGCUAGUGAGCCCCAUGCUGAGCACAGCAGCUAGAGGGUGCUCCCAGACUUGUCAAAGGGGGCCCGUUUUCCAGCCGCCAGUGACAUCUGUCGUCAUUGGCAUCAUUGCUUGGAACCCUGUCUAGAGAGCUGGGGCACAGCUGGAUCAUAGCCUCCCUCCAGGAUUUCCCAUACUGGCUGUGGGCCCUGGGUGCCUCAGCCAGGUGGCUGGGCCACACUCGUCACAGCUGCCCACAGGGCCUGCUGGAAGGAACAUGGGGCACAGAGCCAGAUGCCGGUUCUGGUUCUCCCCUAAAAUAGCUGAUUAACCUUAUACAAUCAAGUUGACUCUGUGCCUCGAUUUUUCCAUUCUCCUGCUCGGGGAGAUGCCUAUUCUAUUUAGCUCUUGGGGCGGGUGUUUUGAGGUUGGAGUUAAUUAAUGAAACUGUACAUUGCGUGGGAGGUGGUAGAAGGACGCCUCCCACAUCUGGUUUUUAGCAGUUUCCUAUCACCCCUCCUCUGGGGGAGUUAAAGAGGCCAAAAGUUCUUGGCAUUAGCACACUAAACAGUGGUAGAGGGCCUGAAAAAGGAUGCAGCUUCUCAGAGGGUUAUGACCUGAAAGACGUAAGGCUCUUAGUGUAUUGAGCCUUCUGGACGGAUCGUUUCUAACCUGAAACUCUUGACUCUCGUGUAUCAACUGACAGUCUUCCUCAUGUAACAUAAAUUGCAGUGUCUGUAUGCAGUCUUCCCAUUGUCUGGUAGUAGCAUCUUGAAACUGGUCAGAACUUCAAUGCCAACAGCUCCGUCACUCAGAAUAUAUAUAACUUUGCACUUGGGAAAAAUGUCUUCAUGCUGUUUGUCUGAUUGCUGAGGGGUAUGGGGUUCCCCCGGAAGGUGGAUUUGGGGCUUUAGGUCUCGAGGAUCUGAUCAACAAUAUACGUGGAUCUUAAGCCAUUAGUGUCACAAUUGCAGACUCAAUUCUCCCAGCUCAGAGGGGAUUCCAUGAAUGUUGGGGAUGGACUAGGAGGAAGGAGAGGAGAGGAAGGUCUGGGGUAGUUUUGUGACAUUUCAGUGGAAGAAAUAAGUUGGGAUCAUCUGGAAUUCUAGUGGGAAGGAGGAAGAAAUGGCUCUUCUGUGGGUUGUUUGAAUGAAAGAAUUGUGAAUAUGUAUUGCUUAUAGAGAUAGGGGUCUUUAAAACUAUUCUGUAUAAAGAAAAUGAGUUGCAUGGGUUCUCAUCCACCUCAGCGGAUGUAAGAGAGACAUACCUCAUCCCCCUUUUUUAAAAUAAUUAAUUAAUUAAUUAAUUAAUUUUUUUAAACCUCAAAGACAAUUUAUUUAUUUUUGGCUGUGUUGGGUCUUCGUUUCUGUGCGAGGGCUUUCUCUAGUUGUGGCAAGCGGGGGCCACUCUUCAUCGCAGUGUGCGGGCCUCUCACGAUCGCGGCCUCUCUUGUUGCGGAGCACAGGCUUCAG